Orussus abietinus is the source of this 1886-nucleotide messenger RNA. RefSeq lists its product as uncharacterized. The record is from RefSeq and is a predicted model, not a curated record. The coding region runs from base 335 to 1711 and encodes 458 amino acids. Lineage: Eukaryota; Metazoa; Arthropoda; Insecta; Hymenoptera; Orussidae. The transcript has 7 exons. Gene Ontology annotation, molecular function: zinc ion binding; N-acetylmuramoyl-L-alanine amidase activity. Gene Ontology annotation, biological process: peptidoglycan catabolic process.
CAACCGCGACUGUUGUACCCGCUUCUUCUUGGAUCUACGUUAAAUUAAUUGCGCGCGUUGCGGGAAACACUGUCUUUGUGACGCGAAAAACCGAAAAUCUCAAUUAAAUAUGACCGGCGAUUCAAAUGCCUCCCGAAUAGUUUUCGAAGACUAGAAAAUGGCUGAUAAGAGAGGAACUUGAAAAAAUGCGAAAGGAGGCACGGAGUACUGGAAAAGAAACGAUAAAUCCGAGAAGGGAAGCCCCGAGUGACGGAUAUCCACGGCUUAAAAGAGGACCGAUCGCUUCGGCUGAUCCUCAGUCUUCGAUUCGGCUCCGAAGAGGUCGAGCUCGAAGAUGAAGCUUCGAUCGUCCUGGCUCCUGCUUCCCGGAGCACUCCUCGUCCUUUUCGCUUUGGCGACCGGGGCCAAAGUCGAUCCCGAUGCCUUUCCCAGGAUCGUGAGUAGAGACGAAUGGGGAGCGAGGAAGCCCGUGUUGGCACCUGUAAAAUUGCCCCAUUCUCCGGCUCCAUACGUGGUGGUACACCAUGGGGGGAUCCCCGAGUACUGCUUCGACCAAACCAGGUGCUCCGAGAUCGUCAGGUCCUAUCAGAACCUACACAUGGAUGUGAGAAAAUGGAACGACAUCGGAUACAACUUCGUCAUCGGCGAAGACGGAAACAUCUACGAGGGACGCGGCUGGGACUACGUGGGGGCCCAUGCCCCAGGGUACAAUACCCAAAGCAUCGGCGUUUCCAUCAUCGGAGAUUUCUCCGAGAUCCUACCGGACGAGGCGGCUCUAGGAGCUCUGGGCCGACUCAUCGACCUCGGGCUUCUCUUCGAGAAGAUCGGCAAGGAUUACAAGAUCAUAGGCCACCGGCAAGCACGGGACACGUUGUGUCCCGGAGACGCUCUUUACCGACACGUCACGAAGCUUCCGGCCUGGACUCCCGACCCGACGCCGACCUCCUCCAACAAGAGUUCACCCUCAAAUUCCCUCCGGAGAGUCGAAUGGGGAGUCGAAGAAAACCGAGUCGGGGAGUCCCCGACCGGUGCCGGCGCUAUCUGGCCUGGUGUACGUUUCCGGCCAAGUCAUCGCUCGAGAUUGCGUAUCUGCCUUUCGCCUCUCGAAGGCACUCGAGAUGUUAUUUUCAGUCGUCCGGAGAUCAUGUCGCUUAAAGCCGUGACCGCGCUUCUCGCGCUGAUUUUCCUGUCGGAGCCGAGGACCGUCCGUGUCGAAUUCGUGACCAGGGCCGAAUGGGGAGCGAGGACUGCGGUGGGGCCCGUCGACGAUUUCCCUUCUCAACCUCUUUACACGGUGGUUAUCCAUCAUUCCGAUACCAGAAACUGCACGGGUUUUGCCGACUGCAAGAAACUGGUCAAAAGUAUACAGAACUAUCACAUCGACGAGAAACACUGGUUCGACAUUGGGUAUAAUUUUCUGGUGGGCGACGACGGUAUCAUCUUCGAGGGCAGGGGUUGGGACAAGCAAGGGGCGCACGCCAGAUCGCACAACGCGGACACCAUCGGGAUCUGCUUCCUUGGCCGUUACAACGUCUAUUACCCCAAACAGUCCGCGGUAAAGGCAGCAAAGGACUUCGUCUCCGAAGGAGUGAACCUGGGGAAAUUGUACGACAAUUACACGGUGAUCGGUCAUCGAGACGUCGGCAAGACCACGUGUCCUGGCGACAGGCUCUUCGGCAUCGUCCAGACGUGGAGAAAUACCGAUAUUUAAGGGACUGGAUCUCUUGUCGUUCUUUGUAACGAUGGACUCGGCUUGAAACUUUUUCUUUGACCCUCCACAAGAAUCCACUCGGCGUCGAUGAUUAUCGGGGUUUCCGAUUUUUAAUAUGUCUCUGUUCGUUAUAAAACGCCCGUUAAGUUGUCAUUAAUAAUGUGCAUGAAUCUAA